AGGGGAGAGAGAGAGAGAGAGAGUGAGUGUGAGAGAGUGAAGAAAUGGCGAGGGGGAAGAUCCAGAUCAAGAGGAUCGAGAACACGACCAACAGGCAGGUGACCUACUCGAAGAGGCGCAACGGCUUGUUCAAGAAGGCCAACGAGCUCACCGUCCUCUGCGACGCUAAAGUGUCGAUCAUCAUGUUGUCGAGCACCGAGAAGCUCCAUGAAUACAUCAGCCCCGCUACUUCAACGAAGCAGUUGUUCGAUCUGUACCAGAACACGUUGGGAAUCGAUCUUUGGAGCUCGCACUAUGAGAAAAUGCAAGAGCACUUGAGGAAACUGAAGGAAGUUAAUAGGAAUCUAAGGAGGCAGAUUAGCCAAAGGAUGGGGGAGAGUUUAGACGGCGUAAGCUUCGAAGAUCUGCGUGGUCUUGAGGAAGAUAUGGAAUCUUCUUUGAAGACCAUUCGUGAACGAAAGUAUAAAAUGAUCAGUAACCAGAUUGAUACACACAAGAAAAAGGUGAGAAAUGUGGAAGAAAUACACAGAAGCCUCCUCCAUGAAUUUAAUGCAAUUGGAGAGGAUCCACACUAUGGGCUAGUCGAUAACGGAGGAGAUUAUGAUCAUUCUGUUAUCGGAUACUCAAACGGAGGCCGCGGUAUAUUAGCCUUGCGUCUGCAGCCUAACCACCAUAAUCUUCAUACUGGAGCCGGAUCUGAUCUCACGACAUUUGCUUUGCUCGAGUAGGCACCAAAUUAAAGCCAAUUUGAAACAGCCGGCCGGAGACCCUGUCUCUAUUUGCACUUGUGAUGUUGUAGAACCAUAACAAGUAUUUGAACUACCGUUUGUGACCAAAUGUGUUUGAUUUUGUGCCUAGCUACUAUAUGUUUUACCAUAACUUUGUUGUGUGUAAUAUCGAGGAGUGCCUUGUUUGUAA
This is a messenger RNA of Rhododendron vialii, 918 nucleotides long. Its product is annotated as floral homeotic protein DEFICIENS. The transcript has 8 exons. Gene Ontology annotation, biological process: positive regulation of transcription by RNA polymerase II. The record is from RefSeq and is a predicted model, not a curated record. Gene Ontology annotation, molecular function: protein dimerization activity; DNA-binding transcription factor activity, RNA polymerase II-specific; RNA polymerase II cis-regulatory region sequence-specific DNA binding. Gene Ontology annotation, cellular component: nucleus. Lineage: Eukaryota; Viridiplantae; Streptophyta; Magnoliopsida; Ericales; Ericaceae. Bases 45 to 728 code for a protein of 227 amino acids.